AAUUAUAUUUUCUUUUGGAGUUUAUUGCACCAAUACCGGCCUCUUAUGAUUUGUAAAAUGCUCCGGUUCAUUAGCUUUAUUUACACCAAACCGUCCGCCGGUCUCCGCCGUCCGCCGAUAGUCACCUCUUCGGCAAGAAUCGAUCGCUUCACACAGGGUUUGAUAAACUGUCCAGUAAUUUCUGGUUUUUUUGCAACCUGCUGAACAAGGUGAGUUUUGCUUAUACAGAAUGCAAAGAUUAACCCAUUAAUUCCUGGUCUCUGCGCCAUAGUAAUCUCUGCACUUUCUAUAUCUCUCUGUAUAUUUUUGAAAUGAUAUAUGGAUCUUUUUUUUCUUUUUUUUUCUGCCCGAAUCUUCAUCUUCCGGAAUGAUGAUCAUUUACAUAUAUAAAUAUAUUUGCCCCAAAUCGUUUGAGUGACAGAUAUGGACCUAGGAAUGGGAAUGGAGAUGGAUCGUUGUUUUCAAGAACUUGAGCCGGAAAUGUCAGCCAUGAAUCUAUCAGAUGGUGACCCCAUAGCAGUCCUAACUGAACUCAACCACAGGCUCCGCAACAUGAAUCCACCGGAAUCACAUCCAAAGAUGAAGUUCGUUGUCGAAAGGAGCCUGGAAGCUGUGGGUGUGUUGCUCAACCACAGGCUCCGCAACAUGAAUCCACCAGAAUCACAUCCAAAGAUGAAAUUCGUUGUGGAAAGGAGCCUGGAAGCUGUGGGUGUGUUGCUUUCCAAGAUUGAAAGGGCAUACGAAAACCUUGGGUUUGACACCCAGCUCAUAAACCAGAUAAUUGUCUAUCAUUUCUACAGGGAAGGCUUGUUCUAUGCGGCGAGGUACUAUGUGAAAAGAGCAGGUGUGGUUCCAACUGAGCUCCUCAAGCAAUUUGAACUGGGCAAAUGUAUGCUGAAGCUUUUGAAGGCAAUGGAUGUUGACACUGCACUGAAUUGGGUCUCGGCAAACAGGGAACGGUACGACAGUGGCGCUAAGUUGGAGUUGGGACUUCACAAGUUGAAAUAUGCAGGCCUGUUUGCGGGAUCAGAAAAUCUCGGGGACCCAACAAUAGUAGGGUAUGCCAAAACUCAUUUUGGUGCUUGGGCUAAACUUAACCGGGACAAGUGUGAAAAGGUGUGUUGGGAAGCGUCGAGCGAGAAUGGCAUGCCGCAAUGGGGGGUUGGAUCAUAUCCCUAUGGACAGGUUGGUUGGUGAUGUUUGGAAAAUGUUCUGUCAAGUCACGCCGGUAACAAGCUCUUUGGACCCUCUGGAAUUAGCCAUUGCUGGUGGGGAGGAUGCAGUGUUGACUCUAAGAAGGUUUUUUGACCAGGCGGCGGCAGGAGAGGGACUACUGGACAGGAAUUUGAGGGAGAACAUUAAUCUGCCGGACCGAUUAGUGGCGCCCAGGAAAUAUGAUAUGUCCCCUGUGCGCUGCCCGCUCUGCCGCAAGCAAUGUAAAACACCGAUCCUGUUGAAAUCCAUGGGUGUAGUCUGCAAUGGGUGCUUCCCCAAAUAUUGUAAUGACUUCUGGGACACCGUCUGAGGAAGCUAAGAGAGAAAGAAAGAAAGAAAGAAAGAAAGAAAGAAAGAAAGAAAGAAAGAAAGAAACAACAGCAAGCAGCAGCAACACAAACUUGAUGCAUACUUGCAGGUUCGUAGGUAGGCACCAGACUACUUCCAAUAAGUUCGUAUAAUUAAGCUCACAUUUGUCAAACAAACCCAUAUAUAUGUGAGCUGAGCUUUUGGAAUAAAAUUUCAUAAAUUACAUGCACAAUU
Messenger RNA from Cuscuta campestris, 1758 nucleotides. The record is from the annotation of a GenBank genome assembly. NCBI's taxonomy places the organism in Eukaryota, Viridiplantae, Streptophyta, Magnoliopsida, Solanales, Convolvulaceae.